AUGUUCGUUCUGUCUCGUGAGGAGGCCACGGGCGGGGCAGCCGCCGAGAACGCCGCGCCCGCUGCGGGCCUCGGCGAGGGCCCGCCGGCGUCCGAGGCCAGGGCCGCGCUGCUGCCGGAAGCCGCGGCGCCGACGGAGCUGGCGGCGCCUCCAGGGGCUCUCGCCGGUGGUGCGAGCCAGGCGCCGGUGACGGCCCCAGGGGGAGCAGAGGCCACAGCCGCUGCGUCGCCUGAGGCCGCGCCCGAGCCCGCCGCGAGCGCCGGCCCGGCGCCGGUGCGGGAGGGCGCGGCGCAGGCGGAGUGCGCCGCGCCAGCCGUGUCGGCGGCGCCUGCGGCGGAGGCCGUGGCCACCGCGUCUCUGGAGGCCGCGCCCGGGGCCCCAGCACCAGUGGAGCGGCCGGCGCCUCUCGAGGCCCCCGCCGCGGGCGCCAGCGCUGCCGCAGCGGCUGAAACCGUGGGGCCAGAGGCCGCCUCCGCCGCCGCGGAGGUGGCCACGGCCCCUCAGCCUGGAGGUGCGGCGGCUGCCGCCGUUGCCGGAGAGGCGGAGGACGCUGCCGGCGCUGUAGAUCCCUACCUGCAGCCGGGGGAUGCCGUGGAGGCGGUGGCGGACCCUUACGCACCACCAGAUGCCGAUGUGGACCCGUACCUGCAGCACGUCGAGCACACGGACGCUGCGAGCGGCGGGGACGAUCCGUACCCGUGUGCCCCGGUGGACCCCUACCUGGAGGCGCC
This is a messenger RNA of Prorocentrum cordatum, 731 nucleotides long. The record is from the annotation of a GenBank genome assembly. NCBI's taxonomy places the organism in Eukaryota, Dinophyceae, Prorocentrales, Prorocentraceae.